AUCUAUCUUGAAAAAAUUCAUAAGGGCAAACAUGGGUCUGAUUCCGAAACGUAUGACACAGAAGGUCGAUUCGUUCCUGAGAAGUUCGAAGAAGUUUUUACUAAAUAUAGUCGAAAUGAAAAAAAAGGACUCACCUUUGCUGAUAUUCGAAAUUUAAUAUAUGGUAAUGCUAACGUUGGCGAUCCAUUCGGAUGGGUUGCUGCUAGUCUUGAAUGGGGUACCCUGUACCUGUUGUGUGCUCAAAACGGCGUUAUCAGCAAAGAAGAUGUUCGCAGUUUAUAUGAUAAGCGUCUCUUAAAUCCCGUUCCUCGUCCCAAAAAG
Molecule: messenger RNA, 321 nt
Organism: Acaulospora colombiana
Lineage: Eukaryota; Fungi; Glomeromycota; Glomeromycetes; Diversisporales; Acaulosporaceae
Source: the annotation of a GenBank genome assembly